GUGUUGUCCAUGUCAACUUCAAAUAAAAGUGCUUGGUGUGUUACGCCUCAACAAAGACCCAGUUGCAGCGCCACACAACAGUUUGAAACAGAAGUCGUUAGUAGCACAAAAAUCGUUCGCGGAAAGUAGCCAGUCCAACUAUGACGGAAGAAAAUAUAACAAAUGAAGAUGCAAAAUAUUUAAAUAAAAAUACACGACUCAAACGACUAAAAGAAAAGUGUCAAGGUUCGUUGAAGUUUAGUUUUGUGUUUUUCAGUUUAAUUCAUGUAGCGACUAUUGUUAUUGCUGCUACAUAUUACGAUAAAUGUACUGCUGAGCCUGACAUACCAAAAUAUUUACUAUACUUGGGUAUUCUAGGCCUAGUUACCAAAUUGAUAAGCCUUUUCAAAAAUUUCUUAAUAAAACACCUAAGUGUUUCUCCGAUAUUAUCUUUUAUUUUAACAGGAGAAUUAACCUUACUUAUUGUUGGGUCAUACUAUGUUUACAGGGAAUAUGAACCGAACUAUGAUUCUGAUAAUGGUGAACCAUAUUGUAACAAAACUUUGUAUUUAUUUGCAUUUAUUUAUAUGACAGUAAUUUAUUCCCUAAUAUUCCUCAUAAUGUUAAUUGUUGGAUGUUUCGUACUCAGUCUAUUGCUGCUUGACAAAUACGUUCCUCCUCAUGAUACUGAGGAAGAUAAAAUGGAGAGGGUGGAGAUACCAAUUCCAACAGAACAAGGAACAAAAGCCGAGAUCAAAGAAUAAAUGCACUUGUAUCUACAUGUUCUUUAAAAUGAAUAAAAAUACUUGCAACAUCA
Molecule: messenger RNA, 796 nt
Organism: Tribolium madens (black flour beetle)
Lineage: Eukaryota; Metazoa; Arthropoda; Insecta; Coleoptera; Tenebrionidae
Product: transmembrane protein 272-like
Exons: 4
Coding region: 141-743 (200 amino acids)
Source: RefSeq, a predicted model, not a curated record